GCGAGUAAAAGAAAUCAACUUGUUUCUUCGCUGUGUAUAAUAUGCGAACACUUUGCAGAGUAAAGUUUUUGGAGAUCUUCGCUCUGACGCAAGAUCUCUCUUUGCCUGAGAUCUCAGCGAUUUUGCUCGCAUUCCGUACAAUCGCAGUAACGGGUCUCUUCUAGAUCUAUAUCUCUAUUAGAUCCACUUUUUAGAUCAAAUUUCCCCCCAAAAAGGAAAAAAAGUUUUCACUUUUUCUCCACCAUCUGUUACCACGCUUCUGUGAUUUUCUUCCUCGGCAAACGCUCAAAAAGUUUUUGCAGAUUGAAGGGGUUUUAUAAUGGAUUUGCGUUUCAUUUUCCCCAGAAGAAGCGCUUUAUCUGUCUUCCUUCUCAUUCUUCUGCUCGUUUUCACCGUCUCCGGUCAGGAUUCUUUGGUGGAAAAUGAGGAAGAAUUAACCAAUGGAUCCAAAGAUCUGAGCCGUCGCAGCAAGAUCAAUUUGAGAGACCUUGAGAGGGAUGCUAUUGGAGACAAGAGUGAUGUCGAUGUUGUUGCUUUUGGUCUGAACGUGGACUCUGGUCUUGGAGUUUUUGAUGCGUUUGUAGCAAGCUUUUCCAUGAUUAUGGUUAGCGAGAUUGGAGAUGAGACAUUUAUAAUAGCAGCUCUUAUGGCAAUGCGACACCCUAAGUCAAUUGUUUUAUCCGGUGCACUUAGUGCCUUGGUUGUAAUGACAGUACUUUCCACUGGGCUGGGUAGGAUUGUGCCAAAUUUGAUAUCCAGGAAGCAUACAAAUAAUGCAGCUACAGUCCUCUAUGCAUUUUUUGGAUUGCGGUUGCUUUACAUUGCUUGGAGAUCAGAUUCAAAAGCAUCCCAGAAAAAAGAAAUGGAAGAAGUUGAGGAGAAACUCGAGGGUGGUCAAGGAAAGACAAGCUUUAGGCGCUUCUUUUCCAGAUUUUGUACACCAAUAUUUUUGGAGUCAUUUGUUUUGACAUUUCUAGCCGAAUGGGGUGAUCGUAGCCAAAUAGCAACAAUUGCUCUGGCAACACACAAAAAUGCAAUUGGAGUUGCUGUAGGGGCAACGCUGGGACACACCAUUUGUACAUCCGUGGCUGUAGUUGGGGGGAGCAUGCUGGCGUCCAAAAUCUCCCAAGGCACAGUAGCUACAAUUGGAGGCCUACUUUUUCUUGGAUUUUCCUUGUCUUCCUAUUUCUAUCCUCCCAUGUAAGCGUGAUGUUGUAGGCUAACCUGAUUCUUUUGGAGCAUCAAUGCUCUUCACUUCAGUAUUUCCUUUCGUUUUUGUUUUUUUGUGUUUUUUUUUUUUUUUUUUUUUUUUUUUUUUUGGGUCUUUUUGUUACUCAUUCCCUGCAAGUCUGUGAUAGGAUAGGUUCACUACGAACUGGUUAAUGCCAUAUUUUUUGCUUAUUCAUUUGUAAAAUGUUAGCAUUUAUAGAAAUAUAUUAAUGGCUUUCCUCCAAAUUUUA
Ziziphus jujuba (common jujube) is the source of this 1460-nucleotide messenger RNA. RefSeq names its product GDT1-like protein 4. The record is from RefSeq and is a predicted model, not a curated record. Gene Ontology annotation, molecular function: manganese ion transmembrane transporter activity; calcium ion transmembrane transporter activity. Gene Ontology annotation, cellular component: Golgi apparatus. The coding region runs from base 320 to 1204 and encodes 294 amino acids. The transcript is spliced from 9 exons. Lineage: Eukaryota; Viridiplantae; Streptophyta; Magnoliopsida; Rosales; Rhamnaceae. Gene Ontology annotation, biological process: manganese ion transmembrane transport; calcium ion transmembrane transport; Golgi calcium ion transport.